GUGCCUAUAUUACGGGCCUAUCAUAACUUGAAAGAGGAGAGAGAGAGAGAGAGAGAGAGAGAGAGAGAGAGAGGAAAAUUUGAGUAGUAAACGGCCGAUUCUCCAAGUACUACUCUGAUCUCGUGCAUUUAAGAACGUCAUCAUUACGGGCCCUGUCUCUCUCUCCCCCCAAAAAUUUACACACAGAGAGAGAGAAAGAGAGAGGAGCGAUUUACAUUCAUCAGGGCUAGUGGGUGGUGAGGAGCCUGAAAGUAAAAGGGUCAUUGAAGGGGACCAGAGUGGUGUAAAACAGGGGAAAGGGUGAUAUUAGAUCAAACCAGUUUUCGCAAUGAGAAAGCGGAUUACCCUACUGCUAAUCAUGUGGAUUUUUCAGAGUCUGAUAAUGCUGGAAUAUUGCUAUCUGGUUUCUGCAAGACAGGCCACAGUGCUACAGAAGGAGGAGGCAACGAUUCCAGUCACGUCUCUAUCGCCUCCGGAAGGCAACACCACGUUCCUCGAUGGAACAACUUGGUGUGUGGCCCUUCCGGGGGUCUCCCAAGUUGACCUGCAGAAUGCGCUGGACUGGGCCUGUGGGCUUGGCAAGACGGAUUGCGGCCCAAUCCAAUCCGAUGGGGACUGCUUCCAGCCCGACACGCUUUUGUCCCACGCCUCGUAUGCUUUCAACAGCUACUACCAACAGAAUGGGAAUUCUGAUAUCGCUUGCAAUUUUGGGGGGACUGCCACUUUAACCAAAAGUAAUCCGAGUUACGCCAAAUGUGUUUAUACUGUAUCCGGAUCUGUUCAAUCUUCAGCUCCUCCAACUUCAAAGUAUAAACCUGGCCUCAGUUGGUGGAAAAUUGCUGUUGGACGGUGGUUUAAGAAUCAAUUGCUUCUUGGACAUCCCUCCCUCCUUUCUUUGGUCGUAAUUAAGGUAUUUGCACCGUUUCACUCAUUUAGAAUAUUGUUGUAGCUUGAUAAUUAAAGCUGUGUCUGCGCUUAGCAUACUGGUCAAAUUCUAA
This is a messenger RNA of Rhododendron vialii, 998 nucleotides long. RefSeq names its product glucan endo-1,3-beta-glucosidase 13-like. The transcript has 5 exons. Lineage: Eukaryota; Viridiplantae; Streptophyta; Magnoliopsida; Ericales; Ericaceae. The record is from RefSeq and is a predicted model, not a curated record. The coding region runs from base 329 to 949 and encodes 206 amino acids.